GAUAAAAUAGACGAUAUAAAUUGCUCUCGUCCUCUUGACUCGUAUUCUCCUCCUUCCUCCCGCUUUCCUUCCGUUUCCACCGAAAUCCCACUGUACAACACACAAGAAAAAGCUCGGAAGCUGUAGAAGUGCGAAAUCUUCAGCCAUGUCGGACGAGGAGCACCACUUUGAAUCCAAGGCCGACGCCGGAGCCUCCAAAACCUACCCUCAACAGGCCGGAACCAUCCGGAAGAACGGCUACAUCGUCAUCAAGAACCGUCCAUGCAAGGUGGUUGAGGUUUCAACUUCUAAGACUGGCAAGCACGGGCAUGCUAAGUGUCACUUCGUCGGAAUUGACAUCUUCACUGCCAAGAAGCUUGAAGAUAUCGUUCCAUCAUCCCACAAUUGUGAUGUGCCUCAUGUUAAUCGUACUGAUUAUCAGCUGAUUGAUAUCUCUGAGGAUGGAUUUGUGAGUCUUUUGACUGACAAUGGUAACACCAAGGAUGAUUUGAGGCUCCCAACUGAUGAUAACCUGCUCUCUCAGAUUAAGGAUGGAUUUGCUGAAGGAAAGGACCUUGUCGUGUCGGUGAUGUCUGCCAUGGGAGAGGAACAAAUUUGUGCCUUGAAGGAUAUCGGCCCGAAGAACUAGCUUUGCUUCAAACAAAGUGAAGUUGUGGUCAUCAACUGCUUUAGUAGCUGAAUCAUCCCUCGAUUGAUGAAUCUUUGAACGAUGAUAAAAUUAAUGACUUUGUAUCUGUUAACGCUUCAAUCUUCACCUUCUUCUGGCCAAGGUUGUAAGAUUGGUUCGUGCAUCAUUACUGUGUUUUAUGUUGUGUUAUUUUAUGAUAUUGGGUGUAAUGUUAUUGGGUUUUUGGUUGCUUAUUUUGAUAAUCGAAGUCAAAUAAUUUUUGCGAA
Molecule: messenger RNA, 894 nt
Organism: Cucurbita maxima (winter squash)
Lineage: Eukaryota; Viridiplantae; Streptophyta; Magnoliopsida; Cucurbitales; Cucurbitaceae
Product: eukaryotic translation initiation factor 5A-2
Exons: 5
Coding region: 146-628 (160 amino acids)
Biological process (GO): positive regulation of translational elongation; positive regulation of translational termination
Molecular function (GO): RNA binding; translation elongation factor activity; ribosome binding
Source: RefSeq, a predicted model, not a curated record